This is a messenger RNA of Ectocarpus sp. CCAP 1310/34, 439 nucleotides long. Lineage: Eukaryota; Phaeophyceae; Ectocarpales; Ectocarpaceae. The record is from the annotation of a GenBank genome assembly.
AUAUACGACACCGGUGUCGUACUUCCUUAUAUACGACACCUACCAUUUCUUGGCCCACAGGGCUCCAAUCGGCGUACAACAAAAUGCGCUCCACGGCCCGCAGCUAUCAGCCCAUACCAUUUUGGGUCAAAUCGGCCGAGUGGUUGCGGAGAAAGAGCCGAAAAUAGGGGGCUCCGCAACUUACCGGGGGGGUGUCAGCGACGUUCCGGUCAUAACUCCUUGCACAGACAUCGCCUGAUCGCACGUAAACUCGCGAUGAGUAGAUAAGCUUAUAUACGACACCGCCCGUUUCUCGCCACACACGGCGCGAAUGGACAUCAGACCACGUACACUACAUUGGUACAGCCCAUAGCUAUCGUUCAAGCCGCUGUGGGGCGAAAUCCACCCAGUCAGUGCCAUGGUACGCCUACACCCGGCGGGACGGUGUCCCCGAGGGCGG